AGCAUGGGUAUGCCACCGGCGUAUGCACUCAUGUGUGCGACCACCACAACCCCCCCCGACCAACCUUGUACCCCAACCGGCGUAGCAGUAGCUUUGUGUAGGGGGGCGGAUACACCGGUGCAAAAGAGACUGGUAUUAUGUGACAAUUUAUAAAAGAAAAUGGCCAGUGACCAUCAAGAAAAUAUACCAGAACCAAGCAUUGUUUUAGUUGAACCAUUUUAUGGAGGUUCGCAUAAACAAUUAGUAGAUUUAUUAUUAGAGGAAAUUCCUGGCUGUGUCUUAUUCACAUUACCAGCAAAAAAAUGGCACUGGAGAAUGAGGACAGGUGCUUUGUAUUUGUCACAAAAUAUACCAGCUAAUCCUUUAUACAGGAUUCUUUUUUCGAGUUCAGUUCUUAACCUAGCAGAAUUAGUUGCGUUGAGACCAGAUUUAGCUUUAUUGAAGAAAAUUUUGUAUUUUCACGAAAACCAGCUGGUUUAUCCAGUACGGAAACAGCAAGAUAGGGAUUUUCAAUAUGGAUACAAUCAAAUAUUAUCAUGUCUUGUUGCAGAUACUGUUCUAUUUAAUUCAAAGUUUAACAUGGAUUCCUUUCUUAACUCAAUUGAAUCGUUCCUCAAGUUAAUGCCUGAUUUUCGUCCGAAAGACAUUCAGAAUACGAUAAGGUCAAAGAGCAUUGUGCUUUAUUUUCCUGUGAAAUUAAUAGAUGAAAAUAUCUUCUCGACGGACGAUGCAGUGAAUGACGAGGAACACGAAAGGUCACAGGAUGAAGAGAUUCCUUCAGAAAUCUCACCUACAGAAGAACCACUUCAUAUCGUUUGGCCUCAUCGCUGGGAACAUGAUAAAGAUCCAGACAUGUUUUUCAACGCAAUGUUUCAACUGUGUGAGCUUGGAAUGACGUUUAAUCUUUCAGUUAUUGGGCAGGUGUUCAAAGAGGUCCCAGAAAGUUUUUCUGUGGCAAAAGACAAGCUAGCUCAACACAUCGUUAAUUGGGGGUUUAAAGAAACUAGAGAGGAUUAUUUAAAUGUCUUAAAACAUGCAGAUGUUGUAGUCUCAACUGCCAAACACGAGUUCUUUGGUGUUGCAAUGAUGGAAGCAGUGUGCUGUGAGUGUUUCCCAUUAUGUCCUAAUAGAUUGGUGUACCCUGAGCUUUUUCCUAAAGAAUGUCUGUAUAAUACCCAGGUACAACUUUUUAAAAGACUAAAACAAUUUAUUGCCAAGCCAAGAUUAGUACGUCAAACUAAAGUACAGAUUGAUCUUUCUAAAUUUGGAUGGAGAUCUCUCCAGAAGCAAUUUAAAGACAUUUUGCAAUGAACAGGCAGGCAUCGUAUACUCGAUUCAGUCGAUUGCAAACAAAGUAAUGAGUUGUAUAUAAUAUUCACGCUGUAUGCAUGAUAUUUGUACAAAUUUAUUACAUACCCUUUCAAUAUAAUGAGCAGAAACAGAGUUUGUUAGAGGUUUGUUUUGAGUAGCUUCAAUCAUUGCGCUAUCUAAAAGUAAAGGUUUAAUCUAGAUGUUUAUCUGCAUGUCAUCUGUAGAUACUGUACUAUAUAGUUUGAUUGGCUGACUCAAACAGGAACAUAUAAAGGGCCGAAGAAUUACAAUAUUCAAAUGCAUGUCAAACGUGGCAUUUCAAACGUUUAGCCGAAGGAAACUGUUUCUGAUUAAAUCUUAUAUUAAUUUAUCAAAUCAAAGUUGUUAUUAAAAUCUUAUACAAUAAUAUAUUAAGAUGUAAUAUCAUUUUGGUCAUUUGGGAUUUUUAAUAUAGUUCAUCACUUAAAAUAUUCAUUUACUUUUUAGGGAAAAUUUAUAGUGUCUUGUUAAGUUUUAAUUAAUGUUGACUAUGAAAUUGAAUACAGCUUUUUCGCUGACAUUAAUUUAUAUUAUUGAAUAUUCAGUAUCAUAUAAUAAAAAAUGCCGAAAUGUACAAUUUUA
This is a messenger RNA of Dendronephthya gigantea, 1932 nucleotides long. RefSeq names its product glycosyltransferase-like domain-containing protein 1. The transcript is spliced from 9 exons. Gene Ontology annotation, molecular function: glycosyltransferase activity. The record is from RefSeq and is a predicted model, not a curated record. The coding region runs from base 160 to 1311 and encodes 383 amino acids. NCBI's taxonomy places the organism in Eukaryota, Metazoa, Cnidaria, Anthozoa, Malacalcyonacea, Nephtheidae.